Messenger RNA from Aspergillus wentii DTO 134E9, 758 nucleotides. Its product is annotated as 60S ribosomal protein eL36. Gene Ontology annotation, biological process: cytoplasmic translation. The record is from RefSeq and is a predicted model, not a curated record. Gene Ontology annotation, molecular function: structural constituent of ribosome. The transcript has 3 exons. Lineage: Eukaryota; Fungi; Ascomycota; Eurotiomycetes; Eurotiales; Aspergillaceae. Gene Ontology annotation, cellular component: cytosolic large ribosomal subunit; ribosome. The coding region runs from base 96 to 416 and encodes 106 amino acids.
ACUCCAUCGCGAUUCCAUCCGCACCGACGACCAUCGACUCGACAACUCCUUCCAGCAACCACCGUCGUCGCCAACCGCAGUCAUCAACCGUCGUGAUGGCGCAAGAACGCUCCGGAAUCGUGGUCGGCUUGAACAAGGGCCACAAGACCACCCCUUACAGCACCCCCAAGAACCGGAUCAGCCGUACCAAGGGCCAGUCCUCUCGCCGCACUGCCUUCGUCCGUGACAUCGCCCGCGAGGUUGUCGGUCUUGCCCCCUAUGAGCGCCGCAUCAUCGAACUCCUGAGAAACACUCAGGACAAGCGCGCCCGCAAGCUCGCCAAGAAGAGGCUCGGAACUUUCACCCGUGGCAAGCGAAAGGUCGAGGACAUGCAGAAGGUCAUCGCCGAGGCCCGCCGUGUUGCUGGUGCUCACUAAACUCGUUUUUUUAUUCGCCAAGGACGAUAUGACGAGAUUUAAGUGAGUUUGAUGGUUGCCGCGAUGGCGUGGUGGGGAAUUGUGGUGGUCCGCAAAAAUAUGAUUCAAAAAAUACCUUUUGAAAUGAAAUGAAAAGGAAAAAUAAACAAUACAAUGCCCCGCCCUCUCGGAAGCAUCUUGUAUCAUCUUUUUUUUAUUUCUCAAUGACUCCUUUUCUUUUGUCGGGCUUUCACCCUCUUCUGAGAUAAGAGAGGGAGACCUACCUAAGAUACGAUACGAUAGGCAUGGACAACCAUCAAAUGGAUCAUUUGAUUCUUAAUGCAAUUUGGAAGUUUCUGGAGC